Molecule: messenger RNA, 1193 nt
Organism: Gossypium arboreum
Lineage: Eukaryota; Viridiplantae; Streptophyta; Magnoliopsida; Malvales; Malvaceae
Exons: 2
Coding region: 390-1082 (230 amino acids)
Molecular function (GO): S-adenosylmethionine-dependent methyltransferase activity
Source: RefSeq, a predicted model, not a curated record
UUCAUGAUAAAAUAAUAUUUAUUUCUUUAUAGAAAAUGAAUUUAUGAUAUUUUUACAACUUAAUUAAAAUGGGAUUAAUGAGUGAAUUAAACUUUUAAAUAUAGAAGAGAUUGAUAGUUUUGAAGGCAGGGAGUCUGUCAUAGCAAUUAUGAUUGGAUUUGGAGCAUCUGAACUUGUAACAUCUUGUUUGUUUUAGGCCCUCUCUAUCUCAGAUCCGAUACUGGGUUCUCCAAAGACACGAAACCGAAGAGGGGCUGCAUGUUUCAAGUGAAAACAUACAGCUUUACCAUCUCAGAAUUGUGAGGAGCUUCAGUUCACAUGAUUGAUGGAGAACGAGAGUGCCUGAAAUCCAAGGUAAAAAGAAUAUCAGUUGACAUAAGAAAACCAAAAUGGAAAGGUACAUAGAGAGAGUCCUAAACAGAGUAGCAUUGAUAUCAGUGAGCAUAGCCACAUUGAUUCUGCUUUACCUUCUCCUCCAAACCCCAGAAACAUGCAUCCCAAGAAAUGCUCCCAGAAAGCCUCACUUUAGAUUCCCAAAAUCCAGUUGUGACUUUUAUUCUCGUGACUACCUCCCUCUUCACAAGAAAAAUACUCGCCUUUGGUCCUCCAAAUUUUGGAUCACCAAGGUCUCUUCCUACACUCACUUCUUCACCCAACUUUACCAAAUGGGUGUCCUAAAAAACCACUCCAAAGUGCUGUGUGUCUCAGCCGGAGCUGGGCAUGAGGUCAUGGCUCUAACAAAACUGGGAGUUGAGGAUGUUACAGGUGUUGAGCUGAUAGAGUCAGUGCCUUUUGUUAGCAGGGCCGACCCCCAUAAUCUUCCUUUCUUUGAUGAGGCUUUUGAUGUCGCAUUUACUGCUCAUUUGGAAGACGCCUUGUAUCCUUUGCAGUAUGCAAGGGAGAUGGAGAGGACUGUGAGAAAAGGUGGAGUGUUAGUGGUGGUUGUGGAGGAGCGUAGUGAGGAGGAAGUAAAGGAGAUUGUUAGGUUGUUUAGAAUGUCCAGCCUUCUUCACUCUUCUUAUCUUAUUUUUAUAGGAAACAGAAUCACCAGGAUUCUAUUGAAAAAUAAGGCUUCUGCGUAAUAUAUAUAUUUCCCCCUUUUGGUGUUGAAUUUUUAUAGUUUUGUUUUUGUGAAUGAAAAGGGUUUUGUUCCUUGCAAAGAAAAUCAUAUACUAAAGAUUUGAUCCAUGCAA